CAUGCCGCGAUGCAGCACUACGGGGUGAACGGGUACUCACUGCACGCCAUGAACUCGCUCAGCGCCAUGUACAACCUGCACCAGCAGGCGGCCCAGCAAGCCCAGCACGCCCCUGACUACCGGCCCUCGGUGCACGCGCUUACCUUGGCCGAGCGCCUGGCUGACAUCAUCUUGGAGGCCCGCUAUGGCUCCCAGCACCGCAAACAGCGUCGCAGCCGCACGGCGUUCACGGCUCAGCAGCUCGAGGCCCUGGAAAAGACCUUCCAGAAGACUCACUACCCGGAUGUGGUGAUGCGUGAGAGGCUGGCCAUGUGCACCAACCUACCUGAGGCCCGGGUACAGGUGUGGUUCAAGAACCGCAGGGCCAAGUUCCGGAAGAAGCAGCGCAGCCUGCAGAAAGAGCAGCUCCAGAAGCAGAAGGAGGCUGAGGGCUCCCACGGGGAAGGAAAGACUGAGGCCCCGAUUCCAGACACCCAGUUGGAGACUGACCAGCCCCCCAGCCUGCCCAGCGGCGACCCCCCUGCUGAGCUUCACCUGAGCCUAUCUGAGCAGUCGGCCAGUGAGUCAGCCCCUGAAGACCAGCUCGACCGGGAGGAAGACCCCCGGGCAGGGGCUGCAGAUCCCCAAACUGAGAAGAGCCCUGGGGCUGAGAGCAAGGGGCUGGGCUGCAAGAGGGGCAGCCCCAAGGCAGAUUCCCCGGGCAGCCUGGCCCUGGCCCCUGCAGCCCCCGGGGGCGGCCUCCUGGGCCCCUCCCACUCUUACUCCUCAUCCCCGCUGAGCCUCUUCCGUCUGCAGGAGCAAUUCCGCCAGCACAUGGCCGCCACCAACAACCUGGUGCACUACUCUUCCUUCGAAGUGGGGGGCCCGGCCCCUGCUGCUGCUGCGGCUGCCGCCGCCGCUGUGCCCUACCUGGGCGUCAACAUGGCCCCUCUGGGCUCACUGCACUGCCAGUCCUACUACCAGUCGCUGUCAGCGGCCGCUGCUGCCCACCAGGGCGUAUGGGGGUCUCCACUGCUGCCCGCACCCCCCGCAGGCCUGGCACCUGCCUCGGCUGCCCUGAACAGUAAAACCACGAGCAUCGAGAACCUGCGGCUUCGGGCCAAGCAGCACGCGGCCUCCCUGGGACUCGAUAUGCUGCCCAACUGACUGCUUGCCUCCCACCCAGCCAGGGCUCUUGGGUGCCCCCAGCCCAGCCCCAUGGUUAUCCCAAGACGGCUCUCAGGGAGUUAACUCCAGGAGCCCAGGGACCCCGGAGCCUUGGAGUCCUGCUUCCUAUCCCUCUCCCCCUCCCCCCGCCAGAGCUCCAGCCCGCGGUGAAGCCCACACCUACGCCCUCUGCAUGGCCCUGCUUGGAUCCCACGGAGGCUGAAUGGGGAGGAGGUGAGAGGCUGGUGCCCCCAGCUUUCCUCGGGGAGUGAGAAGCUCUCGCUGGCUAGAUCCCCGCCUCAGCGUCACCUCCUCCCAUCCCUCCCUUCCUCCCCUUCUGUCCCUAGUCAGUUGGUGUGUGGAAUGUGAGAUACAUAAAGCUAUAUUUUCAGGCACCUGCCUGCCCCAGGCCCCCUGCCCCGCUCCAUCUCUUCUCCUCUGCUGCUCCUGCCUCCACCUGCAGCUUCCGCAUCUCACUCUGGCCUUCCCUUCUCUCUGUCUCUCUGUCUCCCCCUUCCUUCUUCCCU
This is a messenger RNA of Balaenoptera musculus (blue whale), 1673 nucleotides long. It is a transcript of the gene DMBX1, whose product is annotated as diencephalon/mesencephalon homeobox 1. The coding region runs from base 10 to 1146 and encodes 378 amino acids. Gene Ontology annotation, molecular function: RNA polymerase II transcription regulatory region sequence-specific DNA binding; DNA-binding transcription factor activity, RNA polymerase II-specific. NCBI's taxonomy places the organism in Eukaryota, Metazoa, Chordata, Mammalia, Artiodactyla, Balaenopteridae. The transcript is spliced from 4 exons. The record is from RefSeq and is a predicted model, not a curated record. Gene Ontology annotation, biological process: regulation of transcription by RNA polymerase II.